Molecule: messenger RNA, 240 nt
Organism: Mesorhabditis spiculigera
Lineage: Eukaryota; Metazoa; Nematoda; Chromadorea; Rhabditida; Rhabditidae
Source: the annotation of a GenBank genome assembly
AUGAUGUUAUCGUGGUUCAGCGGUACUGCCAGUUCGACGGGACAGGAGAAGUGCGUCAAACUAGACCUCAUGGGAGAGAAAAAUCGCUACCCGGAUGCGGAUCCGAACUUGUUUACAAAAGUGCCAUACGACGACCGACAGAUCAAGGCCAGUGUUUCCAUCGGCUCGUUGGUGGAAACCAACUCCAUCGACGAUCCUGCAUUCCUCUUCCCCGCUCGUGUGACUGGCCACAAGGUCGUC